Molecule: messenger RNA, 2416 nt
Organism: Pseudoliparis swirei
Lineage: Eukaryota; Metazoa; Chordata; Actinopteri; Perciformes; Liparidae
Gene: lmo4la
Product: LIM domain only 4a
Exons: 6
Coding region: 346-843 (165 amino acids)
Source: RefSeq, a predicted model, not a curated record
GCAGUUUACUGCUUGUCGAAAUGUAGAAUAUUGCAGCGUUCAGUCUACGUUGCCUUCAGGGACGGUCUUUGGGUGGGUCCUCCGUGAACUUCCUUCGGUUGUCCACAGGAUCCUGAUCGGUGACCUUUGACCUCUUCUCCAUGAGACGAACAAAGAAGCGGAACCUUUCCCAGAGAAGUGACCUUUCUGUCGGAGCUCUUCGUAAAUGGAAGAGAGAAGAGGAGCUGGCUGUUCUCCGCACAGACGAACCGGCGCGAGGAGGACGUAGCGGCGGGAAAGUUCAGCCGAGGGCGAGAGAGAAGCGCCGCGGUGUCACCGGGCAAGAGCUCCGGGCCAACGGUUGCCAUGGUGAACAGCAGGGUGGAGGCACCCCUGGGUGGCGGUGGUGGCGGUGGUGGCGGCGGCGGCGAGGUGGCGGCGGGCAGGUCGUGUGCGGGCUGUGGAGGCCGCAUCGUGGACCGGGUCCUGCUCUUCUCCAUGGAGCGGUACUGGCACACCAGGUGCCUCAAGUGCUCCUGCUGCCACGCCCAGCUGGGCGAGUACAGCAGCACCUGCUACAGCAAAGGAGGGAUGGUGCUCUGCAGGAACGACUACGUCAGGCUGUUUGGACACAGUGGCGCCUGCUGUGCUUGUGGUCAGUCCAUCCCGUCCAGUGAGCUGGUGAUGCGAGCGCAGGGCAACGUGUACCACCUCAAGUGUUUCACCUGCGCCACCUGUCGGAACCGCCUGGUCCCCGGGGACCGCUUCCACUACGUCAACGGGGCCGUGUUCUGUGAGCAGGACCGGCCCGGUGGAGGUCUGCUGCAGGCCGGCAGCAUGAUGGCCGACCAGAAGGUCUGCUGAGGAAGACCAUGGGAAACCAUAUCUGUGCCUUCUCCUCCUCCUCUUCCUCCACCUACCCCUCCUGUACAUCCUGGCGUAGGCUGAUCUCCUCCACAGUCGUCACUGAUCCCCGUUUAGAUUUCAACAUCCCAAAACAGACUUUCAGCUUCUUUUGGGUGGACGGUGAGGAGAGAACCCUGGACGUGUGUGUUCUGAUGACCUCAUCAUUUGACAUCAUGUGACGACAUCAUGUGUUAUCAUCAUGUGACCUCAUGUGACAUUUGACAUCAUCAUGUGACCUCAUGUGACGUCAUCAUGUGACCUCAUCAUGUGACAUCAUGUGACAUCAUCAUGUGACUUGUGACCUCAUGUGACAUCAUCAUGUGAUAUGUGACGUCAUCAUGUGACAUCAUCAUGUGACUUGUGACAUCAUCAUCUGAUAUGUGACGUCAUCAUGUGAUAUGUGACAUCAUGUGAUAUGUGACAUCAUCAUGUGACAUGUGACAUCAUCAUGUGACAUCAUGUGAUAUGUGACAUCAUCAUGUGAUAUGGGACAUCAUCAUGUGACUUGUGACAUCAUCAUGUGAUAUGUGACGUCAUCAUGUGAUAUCAUGUGAUAUGUGACAUCAUCAUGUGAUAUGUGACAUCAUCAUGUGACAUCAUCAUGUGAUAUGUGACAUCAUCAUGUGACUUGUGACAUCAUCAUGUGAUAUGUGACGUCAUCAUGUGAUAUCAUGUGAUAUGUGACAUCAUGUGAUAUGUGACAUCAUCAUGUGAUAUGUGACAUCAUGUGACAUCAUCAUGUGACUUGUGACAUCAUCAUGUGACUUGUGACAUCAUCAUGUGACUUGUGACAUCAUCAUGUGACAUCAUGUGACAUGUGACAUCAUCAUGUGAUAUGUGAUAUGUGACAUCAUGUGAUAUGUGACAUCAUCAUGUGACAUCAUGUGACUUGUGACAUCAUCAUGUGAUAUGUGACGUCAUCAUGUGAUAUCAUGUGAUAUGUGACAUCAUCAUGUGAUAUGUGACAUCAUGUUAUAUGUGACAUCAUCAUGUGAUAUGUGACAUCAUGUGAUAUGUGACAUCAUCAUGUGAUAUGUGACAUCAUGUGACAUGUGACAUCAUCAUGUGACUUGUGACAUCAUCAUGUGACUUGUGACAUCAUCAUGUGACUUGUGACAUCAUCAUGUGACAUCAUGUGACAUGUGACGUCAUCAUGUGAUAUGUGACAUCAUCAUGUGACAUGUGACGUCAUCAUGUGACAUGUGACGUCAUCAUGUCAUAUGUGACAUCAUGUCAUAUGUGACGUCAUGUGAUAUGUGACAUCAUCAUGUGACAUCAUGUGAUUUCUGCAGAAGGUUACAUUUACUUCCCAAACCACGCGGACCAAACUCCAGUUGGUCUUCUCUCUAGUUUGAGUGUUUCCUGCUCGUCUGAGUUCACACGUUCACGUCUGAGAGAUUCUCUUUGAACUCUUCACUCACGUCGGUCUACAGGUUCAUCUGGAGUCAUCGUCGCCCUCAGGCGAGUUCUCCAGACUCACUUGUUGUGUGGACUCGUAGCUCCGGCUGCAUUAAUAAAGGAUAAAGGAACA